ACUUUACUUAUUGUCUUCCCUUGUGCGGAUGCGGUAGCAAGACUAACGAAUACGUUUUCCCACUUUAACGCUGUUCAUGGAUUCCAAUGACACGUUUUUUUUAAGUAUUGGCGCCCACACAACACGCCUGUGGAAGUCCGAGGCGCAGGUUUUAUUCUCCCACGUAGCCCCAACCCCGAAGACCGUAUCGGCUCUCAAGUGCAACAAAGACACCACAACCGGCGCCCGCACGGAGGGCCUGUGCCGUUUUCUGCUUUCGCUCUGGCGCGUCCAUCUGUUCCACCUGGCGGGGAGAGUCCUUCUGCUUGUCGACCCUGACGACCACCCCCAGUUCGGCCGUCUGUGUCUCCGCGUCCUCGCGGCCCUGGGCCUGUCACAAUUCCCCCGUGCGCUGGCUGUCACCGCGACGCCCUUCCCCCUUUUUGCCGCCCGUCUCCACGGCACAAGCGGGGCGACCGUCGUCGUCGACCUCGGCCACAUCUGCACCCGCGUCGUGCCGAUCGCCCACGGGAUCAUCUUGAGCAAUUCCAUUGCCUACUGCGCGGGUCUGGGCACCGUGCCUUUUCCCGGAACAAGCUUUGAGGAGCUCUUCAGGCGUUUCUCCACCAACCAGCCGCUCGAUCUUCCAGAGGAUCACACGAAAACCGAACUCGUUCCCUCUGCUUUAGACUAUCUAUUCGCACUUGAAGAGUCCUUACACGAAGUUUCUGCGUGGUGUCGUCAAAAUUAUUUGGCGUCGUGUGUGGGCGUGGUGACGGUCUGCGGUGGGGGCAGCGAUAUUCCUGGCCUACGUCACUUAAUCUACGCCAUAGUUCAGAAAUGCGAAACCUUCGGCCGAGUCUAUUGGAGUUAA
Molecule: messenger RNA, 853 nt
Organism: Phytomonas sp. Hart1
Lineage: Eukaryota; Euglenozoa; Kinetoplastea; Trypanosomatida; Trypanosomatidae
Source: the annotation of a GenBank genome assembly